AUGGGUACAACGGCCAGCACAGCCCAGCAGACGGUCUCGGCAAGCGCCCCCUUUGAGGGCCUCCAGGACGGUGGCUCGAUGGAUGGUCGGCACUCACUCAGCGUCCACUCCUUCCAGACCACGGGCUUGCACAACAGUAAGGCCAAGUCCAUCAUCCCCAACAAGGUGGCCCCCGUCGUGAUCACGUACAACUGCAAGGAGGAGUUCCAGAUCCACGAUGAGCUACUCAAAGCCCAUUACACACUGGGCCGGCUCUCAGAUGCCACUCCCGAGCACUACCUGGUACAGGGCCGCUACUUCCUGGUGCGGGAUGUGACUGAGAAGAUGGACAUGCUGGGCACCCUGCAGAGCUGUGGGGCCCCCAACUUCCGGCAGGUGCGGGGCGGGCUCGCUGUGUUCGGCAUGGGACAGCCCAGCCUCUCAGGGUUCAGGCAAGUCCUCCAGAAACUCCAGAAGGAUGGACACCGGGAGUGCGUCAUCUUCUGUGUGCGGGAGGAGCCCGUGCUGUUUCUGCGAGCUGCUGAGGACUUCAUAUCCUACACGCCUCGAGACAAGCAGAAUCUUCACGAGAACCUCCAGGGCCUUGGACCCGGGGUCCCGGCGGAGCGCUUGGAGCUGGCCAUCCGGAAGGAGAUCCACGAUUUUGCCCAGCUGAGCGAGAACAAGUACUACGUGUAUCACAACACCGGGGACCUGCGGGGGGAGCCCCACGUCGUGGCCAUCCGGGGCGAGGACGAUGUGCAUGUGACUGAGGAGGUGUUUAAGAGGCCCCUCUUCCUGCAGCCCUCCUACAGGUACCACCGUCUGCCCCUGCCAGAGCAAGGGGCCCCCCUGGAAGCCCAGUUCGAUGCCUUUGUCGGUGUCCUCCGGGAGACUCCCAGCUUGCUGCUGCUCCAAGAUGCCCACGGGCCUCCUCCUGCUCUCCUCUUCAGCUGCCAGACAGGCGUGGGCAGGGCCAGCCUGGGCAUGGUUCUGGGCACACUCCUCCUGUUUCACCGUGGUGGGACCGCCUUGAGGCCAGAGGCUGCCCCUAUGAAGACCAAGCCGCUGUCCAUGGAGCAGCUCGAGGUGGUCCAGAACUUUCUCCACACAGUGCCCGAAGGGAGGAGGAUGGUGGAGGAGGUGGACAGAGCCAUCGCCGCCUGUGCAGAGCUGCACGACCUGAAGGAAGUAGUCCUGGGAAACCAGAGGGAGCUGGAAGGCAGCCGGGCCCAGGGAAGCAGCAGCCAGCACGGUGUCCAGCAGAGGGCGCUUCAGAGCAUGGAGCGGUACUUCUACCUGAUCCUGUUUAACUACUAUCUCCAUGAGCAGUACCCGCUGGCUUUUGCCCUCAGUUUCAGCCGCUGGCUGUGUGUCCAUCCUGAACUGUACCGCCUGCCUGUGACGCUAAGCUCAGUGGGGCCUGUGGCCCCCAGGGAUCUCAUCGCCUUGGGCUCCUUGGUGAGUGGGGCAGAUGACCUCGUCUCCCCGGAUGCACUCAGCACCGUCAGAGAGAUGGACGUGGCCAACUUCCGUCGGGUGCCCCGUUUGCCCAUCUACGGCACGGCCCAGCCCAGUGCCAAGGCCCUGGGGAGUAUCCUGGCCUACCUGACUGACUCCAAGAGGAAGCUGCAACAGGUUGUGUGGGUCAACCUGAGGGAGGAGGCCGUGCUGGAGUGUGAUGGGCGAACCCACAGUCUGCGGCGGCCUGGGCCCCCCAUGGCCCCUGAACAGCUGGAGAACCUGGAGACCCAGCUGAAGGCCCACCUGACCAGGCCUCCUGCAGAUGCCGAGGGCCCGCGGACACACAGAUUCCAGACGUGCCUUACGAUGCAGGAGGUCUUCAGCCAGCACCGCGGGGCCUGCCCCGGCCUCACCUACCACCGCAUCCCCGUGCCAGACUUCUGCGCCCCUCGCGAGGAGGGUUUUGACCGGCUGCUGGGGGUCCUGCAGGCUGCCCUUGCCAAGGACCCGGGUACUGGCUUCGUGUUCAGCUGCCUCAGCGGCCAGGGCCGGACCACGACCGCCAUGGUGGUGGCUGUGCUUGCCUUCUGGCACAUCAGAGGCUUCCCCGAGGUGGGCGAGGAAGAGCUCGUGAGCGUGCCUGAUGCCAAGUUCACCAAGGGCGAGUUUGAGGUGGUGAUGAAGGUGGUGCAGCUGCUGCCCGAUGGGCACCAGGUGAAGAGGGAGGUGGACGCGGCGCUGGACACGGUUAGCGAGACCAUGACGCCCAUGCAUUACCACCUGCGGGAGAUCAUCAUUUGCACCUACCGCCAGGCGAAAGCGGCCAAGUCGGAGCAGGAGGCCCGGAGGCUGCGGCUGCGGAGCCUGCAGUACCUGGAGCGCUACGUCUACCUGGUGCUCUUCAGCGCGUACCUGCACCUGGAGAAGGCCGGCUCCUGGCAGAGGCCCUUCAGCGCCUGGAUGCGGGAGGUGGCAGCAAAGGCCGGUGUCUACGAGAUCCUCAACCAGCUGGGCUUCCCCGAGCUCGAGAGCGUGGAGGACCAGCCCUUCUCAAGGCUGCGCUGCCGGUGGCAGGAGCAGAACCGUGGCCCUGAGCUCUCCGCCACAGGGGACUUCCUGUAG
Molecule: messenger RNA, 2565 nt
Organism: Rangifer tarandus platyrhynchus (Svalbard reindeer)
Lineage: Eukaryota; Metazoa; Chordata; Mammalia; Artiodactyla; Cervidae
Source: the annotation of a GenBank genome assembly